UACUGGCUCCACCAGCUGGAAAACAAGCAACAAGCUAAUAUUUUAAACAAAACAACCGCCCUCUUCCUGUCAGAACCAUUGCAACCCAUUAACCCCGCACGGGAGUUGUAUGAGCUGGGAAUGCGGCUUCGUUUAUUGGGCGCAAUGCAUGCUGGGCGUCGUAGUCCAAACGGCAGACUAUUGGAGGGGGACGCGGCGUCACGCUGCAGAGCCGUGCGGCGUGACGCACAGCAAAUGUGACGGCGCCUGUCGCGGUGCCUUGUGGGAUUGCUUCCCCUUCCUUUCGCUUUUUCCUCCUCAGCGGCGUGGGGAGACGGCUCCGGUCAUGUCCGGCUUCCGCGCCCUGGGCUUGUCGCCCUGGCUGGUGUCGCAGGCAGAGCAGCUAGGCCUGGCGAGGCCCGCGCCGGUGCAGGAGGCGUGCAUCCCGCCCGCCCUCCAAGGCCGUGACUGCAUGGGCUGUGCCCAGACUGGCAGUGGCAAGACAGCCGCCUUUGUGCUGCCCAUCCUGCAGAAGCUCUCUGAAGAUCCGUACGGCAUCUUCUGCCUGGUGCUGACACCCACGAGGGAACUGGCCCACCAGAUCGCCGAGCAGUUCCGGGUCUUGGGGAAGCCGCUGGGCCUAAAGGACUGCAUCAUCGUUGGUGGGAUGGAUAUGGUCGCUCAAGCCCUAGAGCUAUCCCGAAAGCCCCACAUCGUCAUUGCCACUCCGGGCCGGCUGGCCGACCACCUGCGAAGUUCCAACACCUUCAGCCUUCAAAAGAUCAAGUUCUUGGUUCUGGAUGAAGCUGACCGACUGCUGGAGCAGGGCUGCACCGACUUCACCAAAGACCUGGAAGUCAUCUUGGCAGCACUCCCAGCCAGCAGGCAGACGAUGCUCUUCAGUGCCACUCUGACAGACACCCUGAACGAGCUCAAGCAGAUCGCCAUGAACAAGCCAUUCUUCUGGGAAUCCAAAUCCGAAGUCCGGACAGUGGAGCAGCUGGACCAACGUUAUCUGCUGGUGCCUGAGAAGGUGAAGGACGCCUACCUGGUCCACCUGGUCCAGACAUUCCAGGACGAGCAUGAAGACUGGUCCAUCAUCAUCUUCACCAACACCUGCAAGAACUGCCAAAUCCUGAAUAUGAUGCUCAGGAGGUUCAACUUCCCUUCGGUGGCUCUGCACUCCAUGAUGAAGCAGAAGCAGCGGUUUGCAGCCCUGGCCAAGUUCAAAUCCAGCGUCUUUAGGAUUCUCAUCGCUACAGAUGUGGCCGCCAGGGGCCUCGACAUCCCCACAGUCCAAGUGGUCAUCAACCACAACACACCGGGGCUCCCCAAAAUCUACAUCCACCGGGUAGGCCGAACUGCCCGGGCAGGUCGAAAUGGCAUCGCCAUCACGCUGGUGACGCAAUAUGACAUCCACCUGGUCCACGCCAUCGAGGAGCAGAUCAAGAUGAAGCUUCAAGAGUUCUCUGUGGAGGAACACACCGUACUGAACAUCCUUACCCAAGUGAACGUUGUGCGACGGGAAUGCGAGAUUAGAUUGGAGGCGACCGAUUUUGACGAGAAGAAGGAAAUAAACAAACGGAAACAGAUGAUCCUAGAAGGAAAGGACCCCGACCUGGAGGCGCAGCGGAAAGCUGAGCUGGCAAAGAUCAGGAAGAAGAAUGUCGAGUUUCGGAGCAGAGUCCAGCAGGUCCUGGAAGACAAGAAGCAGGUUGUCCUCCAUCGGAAGCUACGGAAACGAAAGCGGCGGCAGAAGCAGCCAGCAGCAGAGAAGUGAGGCUGCCUCCCCGCCGACCCCUCACCACCCAGGGUUCUUGUGCCUUCCAUCUGUUCCGGGGAAUAAGUGGCGUGUUUCCACCUCUUUGCCCACCAGGGCUGAGAAGGGCACCCCAGAGCCAAGACGGGCUCCAUCAAAAGUCAUUUCUUAGGGUUGGGGGGGGGGAGAAGCUUCUGGGGGGAAACUGCGGACACGACAGGAGGAUGCUGGGAAUCCAGUUUUAUUGAAAUUUUCCAUGAUACAAUAAAAAGAACGGACUAAUCUACAAAGUCUAAUAACAAGAGAGAAAUUAGAAGAAAAGAAAGGAGACAGGAGACUACAAAGCCCUCUCUCGCUGCUAUAGCUUAUACAGAGAAAGGUGAGCCUUCCCAACUCUCCCCUGGGAAUAUCCCUCUCUCUCUAAGCCUCUCACCCUGGGCGAUCACUGGGAAUCCAGUUUCUGAGGAAAUCUGAGUACAGAACUGGGCACCUUAUCUUCAUCAGUUUACCGUGGUUCCUCUCUUGCCUGUCCAGGAGUAUCUCUCGUUCCACACAGCUCGGACUUUUGUUCCAGUUGCUUUUGACCCCUCAAGAUAGUCUGCUUCCAAACUGGUCCCUUCAUUACAGGAUCACCUUCAAACGAAUUCCUUAGUUACAGGACCACCUCGAUGUGUCUACU
Messenger RNA from Zootoca vivipara (common lizard), 2417 nucleotides. It is a transcript of the gene DDX49, whose product is annotated as DEAD-box helicase 49. The record is from RefSeq and is a predicted model, not a curated record. Gene Ontology annotation, molecular function: nucleic acid binding; ATP binding; RNA helicase activity. Lineage: Eukaryota; Metazoa; Chordata; Lepidosauria; Squamata; Lacertidae. Gene Ontology annotation, cellular component: cytosol.